This is a messenger RNA of Oncorhynchus kisutch (coho salmon), 4134 nucleotides long. Its product is annotated as RING finger protein 11-like. Gene Ontology annotation, biological process: ubiquitin-dependent protein catabolic process. The record is from RefSeq and is a predicted model, not a curated record. Gene Ontology annotation, molecular function: ubiquitin protein ligase activity. The coding region runs from base 480 to 941 and encodes 153 amino acids. The transcript is spliced from 3 exons. NCBI's taxonomy places the organism in Eukaryota, Metazoa, Chordata, Actinopteri, Salmoniformes, Salmonidae. Gene Ontology annotation, cellular component: ubiquitin ligase complex.
UCCAAUGGACGCCGAGUUCAGGUUGAAAAAAUUGAAUAAUAUUGCAGGCUAGCCAGACACUUACUUUAUUCGCGAAGUCAGUGGUCUAUAUUUGUGAAAAAUAUAGAUGUUCUAUCGCUAAUGUCGUUAUGAUAGUUUCUAUUUGAGUGAACAUUUUUUAUUUCAAAUCUUAGGCCGAGGAAUGAAUUAUAUUAAUCAAGGAAGUCACUAGCUGGUUAGCCAAAAGCGUUAGCUAGCAGCAGUAUCUAGCUAGCUCUUUGUUUUGACUGUGAUGGUCUGAUGAUGUUGAAUAGCUUGGACAGCUGAUGGGUCUCGAGCUAAUGUUUAUAUGAACAUGUAUAUUAUGUUUUAAUGGGUUGUUAAAUAGUAUUUCAUGUGUAAUAACAUUACUUCUUCAACGAGGGGAAUAUACAUUUGGUUGUAAACGAACAAUAGCAAGUUUACAAGCUAGCUAAACAACGAGGGACUGAGAAGUGGACAUGGGCAAUUGUCUCAAAUCGCCGACGUCCGACGAUAUAUCUCUGCUUCACGAAUCCCAGUCUGACAGAGCAAGUUAUGGGGAGGCAGACCCAGAUUUGGAGCCACCUCCGCCUUACCAGGAGGAGGCCCACAUGCCGGUGUACCACCCCACCCCUAGCCAGGCCCGCCUGGCCAGCCAGCUGACUGAGGAGGAGCAGGUCCGUAUCGCCCAGCGUAUCGGCCUCAUCCAGCACCUCCCCCGGGGUGUCUACGACGGAGGACGGGACGGCUCCGAGAAGAAAAUCAGAGAGUGUGUGAUAUGUAUGAUGGACUUUGUGUACGGGGACCCCAUCCGGUUUCUACCCUGUAUGCACAUCUACCACAUGGACUGUAUAGACGACUGGCUGAUGAGGUCCUUCACCUGUCCCUCCUGCAUGGAGCCUGUGGACGCCGCCCUGCUCUCCACUUACGAGACCAACUGACCACUGACCCUAAAUACAACACUACCCCCUUCUGCCGAGCUCUGCCUUGCCACCCCCCCUACAAACACACGCACACAUACACACACACUUCCACCAGCCCCAACAAACACACACAUGCUGCCCCUUCCCCUCUGCUUUUUACCUUGGGAUAAGGAGCAGCACAGUGUCUUGGUCGGUGAUGACAUAUGAGAGAGAGACUAUGGAAACACUAGUGAUUAACAAUGAAAAGACUUGGACCCAUCCACCCAUCACCUGGAACUGGCUCUGAACUGGAAAUGGCUCUGAACUGGUACUGGCUCUGAACUGAGACUGGCUCUGAACUGGGACUGGCUCUGAACUGAGACUGGCUCUGAACUGGAACUGGCUCUGAACUGGAACUGGCUCUGAACUGGUACUGGCUCUGAACUCGGACUGGCUCUGAACUGGGACUGGCUCUGAACUGAGACUGGCUCUGAACUGGAACUGGCUCUGAACUGGGACUGGCUCUGAACUGGGACUGGCUCUGAACUGGGACUGGCUCUGAACUGGAAUGGGCUCUGAACUGGAACUGGCUCUGAACUUGAACUGGAACUGGAUCAGAAUUGGAACUGGUUCAGAACUGGAACUGGCUUUGAACUGGAACUGGUUCAGAACUGGAACUGGCUUUGAACUGGAACUGGCUCUGAACUGGAACUGGCUCUGAAUUGGAACUGGUUCAGAACUGGAACUGGCUCUGAACUGGAACUGGAACUGGCUCACAACUGGAACUGGCUCAGAACUGGAACUUGCUCUGAACUGGAACUGUCUCUGAACUGAACCGUCUCUGAACUGAACUGGCUCUGAACUGAACUGGCUCUAAACUGAACUGGCUCUGAACUGAACUUUCUCUGAACUUUCUCUGAACUGGAACUGGCUCUGAACUGGAACUGGCUCUGAACUGGAACUGGCUCUGAACUGGAGCUGGCACUGGAACUGGCUCUGAACUGAACUGGCUCUGAACUGGCUGAGUCAUGGUCUGACUCAAAGAAGGCAACAUUAGGCAACUGUACAUAGGAGGACAAGCAGGCAUAAUAUGUGCGUCUGUGGUGGACUAGAUUCCUGAGUCAGCUGUUGAAUACAGUACUAGGAUUGGGUUGGUGAUGUUAUGGUCAGAUGGGGGAGGGGCUGUUACUGUAGUGAUGGCUCACUGCAUUUCCACUUGAGCAGGUCUCGGUGGCAUCCCAUCCCAGCCAAUCAUUAUUCACCAUGAUUAGUAGCUGGGAAUGGGAUUAGAUCAUAUUCUGUCAUCUGAAUUUGGUCACCAAGAGGUAUCAUAAGAUUCCUUUGGAACCCACAGCUGGCAACAACAAGACAAUAACAUGACUCAUCAGUCUUCUAAAGUCUCAAAAUCCUGCACUCUGAAUAUGACUUAGUAAUGGCAAAACAGCCCCAGGAAAGCCGGCAUGGUGGCGCAAUAAUGGUUAUCUCUCUACGGACUGAAGCGUACCCUGUUUUAGUGUUUCAAAAUAAAAUAAGUUACAGAGCAUAGUCUCCUUUUAGGAUUACAACAAAAACAAUUAUAGUAUGCACAUACACAGUGCAGAAAGCACCCAAAGUCCAUCCUCUAUUAGACUAUGAUAUGUUUAAUGGAGAAACACAUACACUACCGUUCAAAAGUUAUGAUAUGUUUAAUGGAGAAACACAUACACUACCGUUCAAAAGUUUGGGGUCACUUACAAAUGUCCUUGUUGAUCAGAAAUACAGUGUAGACAUGAUUAAUGUUGUAAAUGACUAUUGUAGCUGGAAAAGGACGAUUUUUAGGCGUACAGAGGCUCUCGUACAAUGCUGUGUACUACUCCCUUCACAGAACAGCGCAAACUGGCUCUAACCAGAAUAGAAAGAGGAGUGGGAGGCCCCGGUGUACAACUGAACAAGAGGACAAGUACAUUAGGGUGUCUAGUUUGAGAAACAGACGCCUCACCAGUCCUCAACUGGUAACUGUCUCAUCAUCAACAGUGAAGAGGCUACCCUGGGAUUCUGAUCAAUUUGAUGUUAUUUUAAUGGACACAUUUUUCUUCUUUUUUUUCGAAAACAAGAACAUUUCUAAGUGACCCCAAACUUUUGAACAUUAGUGUACAUCCGUUACCUUUUGUUUUGUCUUUCCGAUUGACCAUUCUAAAUGGCUCCACUGCCAUUCCAAAUGGCCUGAAGAAGUGGAUGAGCUGUAUGUCAAUCACCCUGUGUAAGGUUUAUAGGUUUUACAAUAAGAGGAGUAGCAUAGCUGUCAGACAAUGUAAAGGGCUCAUUUGUGCGUGUGCAGGAGGAUCCGUCUAAAAGUUAGGAAUGCUUGCACACACGUUAAUCUGAUCCUAAGAUUUGCACUUUACUUAUAGGACAAUAACGGAAGCAUUAUAUUAAUAUAUAUAUACCUAUAACCUUGCACUUUUCAAUAUUGUUUCUUUUCGCAGCACAGAAGUUAAGAUUGAUAUUGAUAAUGCUGUCAAUGCUACCAUUGGUCACGUAUCAAGUUGAAGUAAAGCUCAAUAGCUGAAUAUGUAUUCAUGAGUUGUGUGAUUCAGUAGUGUGCACCUGCUUUGUUUUGCUUGUCUUGAUUCUAGUGUGUGUUUUUGUGUGGAAGUGACUGAGUGAAAGGGACAGAGGUUUGCUUUGUCUCGAAUGAGACAAUAUGGAAUAGAAUAAUAUUUCUUCCUUUAAGUACUUACUUACCUAUAUUUUCAAUCCCACAGUCAUCAUUGCACAAUUUUCUUUCUUGCUGUAAAAAAAACAAAUAAAAAACUAGGCCAGCAUUUUCUUUGCUUGUUUAUUUUUGUUUGUAGCGAAGUAGCAUUGCAGUGAAUUAUUUCCAUUACAUUUUGUGUUCAUAUAAUAGUGAUACCCUUUUCUGUAUUGAUGUUUGUGUAUCUCCUACCUUUUAGAUGUAUCGUUUGUCAUUGUGUUUGUGGGAGAUAAGUAUUUCCCAUUAGAGUUUACACUGGCCUGAGUAUGCAUUUGCAAACCUCUGUCCCAAAGAUAUUUGUAAGAGGGGGAAGAUUUCUCUCAUGGUUUCACGGUGACAUUAAAAGACAACACACGUGUUUCAAUUAUUAGCUUUGUUUUGCAGUGUUUUUCAGGAUUCUGAAAAUAAAUGUCAUCUCCUGUAAUCUUGUUUUUUUAAAGGCCAACCAUCCCUCAUAUUGAAGCUGUAAAAAAAUGUAAAUAAACAAGAAAGCACACA